Messenger RNA from Carya illinoinensis, 738 nucleotides. Its product is annotated as 17.6 kDa class I heat shock protein 3-like. The record is from RefSeq and is a predicted model, not a curated record. Bases 88 to 564 code for a protein of 158 amino acids. Lineage: Eukaryota; Viridiplantae; Streptophyta; Magnoliopsida; Fagales; Juglandaceae. The transcript has a single exon. Gene Ontology annotation, biological process: response to hydrogen peroxide; response to salt stress; response to heat.
GUUGUGUUCAUAGCGAAAUUUAUCAUCCCUCUUUAAUUACUUAGUUCUCCCUCAAGCUAAAUUUACAUUCUCUCAAGGUUUCAAGACAUGUCGCUCAUUCCUAGCAUUUUUGGCGGUCGCCGAACUAAUGUGUUUGAUCCAUUUUCUCUAGAUAUUUGGGAUCCCUUCGAUGGACUCCUCUCUUCCGGCAUUGCCAAUGUCCCAGCCUCAGCAAGCGAAACUGCCGCAUUGGCCAACUUGCGAAUCGACUGGAAGGAGACCCCGGAGGCCCAUGUUUUCAAAGCCGACCUUCCGGGGCUGAAGAAGGAAGAUGUGAAAGUGGAAGUUGAAGAAGGCAGAAUUCUGCAGAUUAGCGGAGAGAGGAGCAAAGAACAGGAGGAGAAGAACGACAAGUGGCACCGCAUUGAGAGGAGCAAGGGGAAGUUCCUACGCAGGUUCAGGCUGCCGGAAAAUGCAAAGAUGGAUCACGUCAAGGCUAACAUGGAGAACGGAGUGCUCACUGUGACUGUUCCUAAAGAAGAAGAGAAGAAGCCAGAGGUCAAACCCAUUGAGAUUUCUGGGUGAUUAAGCAAGAUGUCCUCCAAACUCGAAGCUUUCGUUUAAUGUUUGGUUUGUUGUUAAUUAAUCCAUGUCGAAGAAGUACUUGAGUAUGGUUUUGUUUGUCUGUGUUGGUAAAAGCUUGAAAAUGUAACUAUGUUUGCUUUUAUAAUAAAUAAUUGCCAGAGAAUGUGCAAAGAA